CACGGCCGCACGCGACUCCUACCCGCGUGCCCGCUUCCCUGGUCGUUCCCGUUCGCCCAGUGCCAAACCGUCAGAAAUGCAGUUUCAAAAUACAAGUAACAAGCUAGAGCGCUCGAGCGAUAUGAAAUAUCAAACGUGGCCAACGAAACCUUAACAAUAAAUAAGCAAUGUAGAAGAUAAAAUACAAAAUAACUUAUGACGAGAUACAAUAAUUCAAUUGUGAUGAUUAGAACGUACUGUACCAAUGAAGGCGUCCAAAUUUUUCGAAUUAGAUAAAGAUUUAACAUAGUAGUUAUAUUUAAAUAGCGUUGUAUAUAUAAGUAACGUGGGUGAUAUCGAGUUAGUGUUAAGACAAUGGUGGUCGCCGCGAAUGAGCAGCGCGGUGGGGAGUUGACUAUGAGACUUUGAUCGGUGCUGGCAUGCGGCUGGCUUGAAGACGGCGUGGCACGAUGGCGGCGGUCGCCGGCCUCUACGGACUGGGCGACGAGCAGCGGGGCAGGCACCGGCGCCAGGCCAACGCCGAGCGCUCCGAGUCCAGAGAUGACAACACUGAGGCGUCGCUGCCGAAAUUGUGCAGUCAAGAAGAAGAACAGGGCCGGCCGCCUCAGGGCGGCGUAGUGACAUUUGAACCGAUACAACAUGACCACGACUUCUGCGAGAGGGUCGUGAUCAAUAUAAGCGGUCUCAAAUUUGAAACACAACUACGGACACUCAACCAAUUUCCAGAGACUCUGCUGGGGGACCCUUCAAGACGGAUCAGAUACUUUGAUCCAAUAAGGAACGAGUACUUUUUCGACCGGAACAGACCGUCUUUCGACGCCAUCCUGUAUUACUAUCAGAGCGGCGGCCGCCUGCGCCGCCCCGUCAACGUUCCGCUGGACGUCUUCUCGGAGGAGAUCAAGUUCUACGAGCUGGGGGAGCAAGCCACCAACAAAUUCCGUGAGGAUGAAGGGUUCAUAAAGGAAGAGGAGAAGCCCUUGCCCUCCAACGAGCGCCAACGCAAAGUGUGGUUGCUGUUCGAGUACCCCGAAAGCUCGCAGGCCGCCCGGGUCGUCGCCAUCAUCUCGGUGUUCGUCAUCUUAUUGUCCAUCGUGAUCUUCUGCCUCGAAACGCUGCCAGAGUUCAAGCACUACAAGGUGUUCAACACCACGACCAACGGCACCAAGAUCGAAGAGGACGAAGUCCCCGACAUCACCGACCCGUUCUUCCUGAUAGAGACGCUCUGUAUCAUCUGGUUCACGUUCGAGUUAAUAGUGCGGUUCCUAGCCUGUCCGAACAAGUUCAAUUUCUUCCGGGACGUCAUGAACAUAAUCGACAUAAUCGCUAUAAUACCGUACUUCAUCACGCUGGCCACCGUCGUCGCGGAAGAGGAAGACCAGCUGAACCUCCCAAGAGCGCCGGUCUCGCCGCAAGACAAGUCCACCAACCAAGCCAUGAGUCUCGCUAUACUCCGCGUCAUUAGACUUGUGCGAGUGUUCCGAAUCUUCAAGCUCUCCCGGCACUCCAAGGGCCUGCAGAUAUUGGGGCGCACUCUGAAGGCGUCCAUGCGAGAACUGGGUCUCUUAAUAUUUUUCCUCUUCAUCGGUGUGGUGCUGUUUUCAUCUGCGGUGUACUUCGCGGAAGCCGGAAGUGAGAACAGCUUCUUCAAAUCCAUACCUGAUGCGUUUUGGUGGGCGGUCGUGACAAUGACGACCGUAGGAUACGGCGACAUGACGCCUGUCGGAGUGUGGGGCAAGAUCGUGGGUUCGCUCUGCGCCAUCGCGGGCGUGCUCACCAUCGCGCUUCCGGUGCCCGUCAUCGUGUCCAACUUCAAUUACUUCUACCAUCGUGAGACUGACCAAGAAGAGAUGCAGUCGCAGAACUUCAACCACGUCACCAGCUGCCCGUACCUGCCCGGGACUAUGGGUGAACCCUAUUUAAUUUCAGGUCCAAUCAAAAAGUCGUCUGUGAGCGACGACUCGUCGUCCGAGAUGAUGGAGCUAGAAGAUUCUGUGCUGGUGGCAGAUCCUCAGCUCGAGAUCAGCAUGCGGCGCUUACGUGAAGAGGAACGCCUCCUAAGAGAGCAGCAGGCCGCUAUGGAGGCGUCUGGCAACACGGACGACAUCGCAGCGCUGGAACAUCAGGACUUAUUGCGCCAUAAUCAACUAAGACAACAAGAGCUGCUGAAGCAACAAGCUAAACUGGCGAAGCGGGCUACCAGGCCUGAUGAACACCGCUGCGAGUUGCGUCGGCGGCCCGGCGCCUUGGCGAUCGCGGCACACGGCGCACCCGCGCCCGCACACGGCGCCGCGCAUGGCUCGGCGUUCGGCGUCGGCUACGGAUCUGGAGUGGGGACGAUGUACGGAAUCGCGCCCGGAACCGUCUACGGACCGGGCCACGUGGCCGGCUGCGGCGCCACGCACGGCGGCGUCACGUGCAACGUGCGCGUCAACCAGCUGCACGGUGCCGCUGCCGAGGCACUGGAAACGGACGUCUGACCAACGGGUAAGGCGAGCCGGGAAGAGGACGCGCACACAGUGUGGCGCGGCCGACUGCCCGCACGCUCGCCGCCCGCGUGCCACGUGUGAGCGCUCGCUCCGCGCACGCCUGACGCCCGAGCCGUCACAGGACACCCGCCAACCACGCCAUAACCUUCUGCAGACGUGCCGAGAACUCGUCCGCCGACACGGACCGACCUGCAGACGCACGAACGAGUCGGAAGCCGGGAGCGGAAACCGGCGUGUUUGUAGAUCCAAAUAACCUGGUGUCGAUCACUUAUGAACUAUUUCUAGGUGCUUAAAUUUCAAGCGAUCUUUUAGUUAAUCGGUUAAAAUCCUAGCAAUCAAAUUUUUAAACGACUUCUAUAAAUAAAUCUUUGAAUACGCUUGUACCUACUAUGAGUGCGAUUAGCCUUGGCCAUCAUUGUAAAUAAAUCCAGAAGGCUUACCUACCGCUUAGUACACUUUAUACAAUUCGAUACACGUGUAAUAUUAGGUAUGAUAAUUCAAACAAGAAAGGUGUAAGUAAUCAAUCAAAAUAGGCCUACGAUAAAUCAAUUCUGAGAAGCAACAUGUAACCGCUGCAUUUUGCGAUAUGCGAACCGUAUCCCGGGUGCCUUCGCGCAAUGCUACAUUAUGACGAGACAGCCGUGAAGGGAAGGCGCGAUGACGCAGCGAAGCCUGCGCUCGCGCAUUCGCAUCGACCACUGAUUUAAGUACUAGACGUUACACAAAUUGGUGACAAACCCGUAUGACUACUCCGAACAGAGCUCUGAAGCUGAACUCGAUUAGAAUACCGACUCCAAAAAUGAGGCCACUGAGCCGCGCUCAACCAGUAGGUACGAUCAUAGUCUAAACACAGCGAGUCGAUGCCGAAAUGUAGUUGUCCCGACCUCUCGCAGUUCGCUCGGGAACGACUGACGAAUCAGCUGUAUUUCAGGCAUCAUAGCCGUGUCCACUCUGUCGCUGGGUCGCAAUCGCUUCCGUGCUAGAUCUAAAUAUUUUUACGAUUCUAAAAUAGUGUUUAGAGUCGGUCUGAGGUCCGGUGAAACGUGGUCUUGAUGAUUCUUAAUGAACGAGGUUGUGAUUUAAAUAUAUCAACCUCGUGUGGUCAGGAAAGUAGUCGUAAGUUAUUUAUGUUGUUGACAUUGCCGGUGUACACUUGGAAGCGGCCGUGGAUCACUCCCCGUCCCCUGUGCGCUUGACACAGCCUCGGCCAUCGUGGUGCACGCGACUAAUUCAAUAUUACUCAUAGCGUUUAACAUAACAUGCACAUCAUUGAUGUUUCAUAAGUUAAUAUUUAAAGGCUUUAUUCAUUAAAAUAUACAAUGCUGGUGGGUUGUGAAUAACGGAACGUUAGCGGCAGAAUUUUAUUUCGGUAUGAAACUUGUACAAUUUUAAGUUCGUCUGGCAAACGUUUCAUGACCAAAUUUCUAGUCAGUUUAAUUAAUACAAAAGUUUAUAUCCAAUAUAAUUUGUUCAUUAACAAUUGAAGAAUUACGUACAUCAUCUUAUAGAUAUUAAUGGUUUAAUUGUUUGAAAUGUCGCUGAAAGGAGGAUGGAUUAUAUUAUUGUACUAGCUGAUAAUAUUAUAGACAUAUCCGAUAAGAAGUGAUUUUAUACUAAAUGUGUUUAUUAUUAUUGAAGUAUUUAAUAGGAUUACGGCUAACCGCGUUUGUUGAUCGAGGCUUCUUUGGAUCCACGAGAAGCUUUUCCUCUUGUCAAUUUCUUAAAUAUCUAUGUUUGUCUGUGGAUCCAUUAAAGCUUGCGCCUGAAAUGCAAAUUUUCUAAUAUUAUAAUUAUUAUAUUAUAUUAUACCUUGAACAAAAAAUUAAUAAGGCCUUCCAAAGGGGCAAUGCUGCCAGCAUCUUGGGUGUAAUGCCUUGCUACGGUGGUUCCGUUGAGGUUUUAAUUUAUAUUUAAGUUUAUUUUAUGGAUUACUUUUAAUUCUUAUUGUUUUUAAGUAACAUUUAAAUGUUUAUUUAUUAUUUAUUUAUUGACAAUUAAAAAAUAUUUUAAAUUUAAAUAUGAAUUCAGAGAAGUAUGAAUUUCCUCUUCUUUCAUUUAAAUAUUUUGAGGACACAUAAUUUUUUCUUUUACUACAUUAGCUUCAUUGAUUUUUUCAAUAUCUUCUUUUGUUGACUAUUACUCGAUCUCGUUUAAAAGAUAUUCUCCCUAAUUUACUUAGAUACAUUCCCCAGUUAUGUAUUAAAGCCUCAAAGGCCGUUAACUUAGACUUAUUUAAUGAAUCCUUUUUAGUCAUAGUCACUGAAAUAAUUUUUAUCAUAUCAUUAGUACACAUGUCAUAGUAAGUAAACAUUUAAGUGAAAAGACAUGAUACUAUUACGCCCUAGAUUAUAGUAAAGUUAGCAUUCGCGUAGGAAGAGGUUCAGCUAUAACAGAUUACCGCCAAUUAUUUUUAUAGCUGAUCUAGAUCUCUCAUGUAUAUAAUUCCUGCAAGACGAGACGAAACUCACGUAAGUACUGCUAAAAAUACAAAUUAUAAUCUACUAUCACUAAUACAAUACACUGGAGAUUACCGAAUAUAUCAAUAUACAGCCAGAGAUCACAGUAAAUAUAAACAAGCAUAUUCUAAAUACAAAUCGACUGCAAUGCUGUGUAUUUAUUCGUUUUUAGGCAUUGAUUACUAAAUAUUAGAAAUACAAUAACAUAUGCUGCCAAAUAUCACAAAUAGGUACGAUCAGUAUGUUAUAUUGAAUUUGUGUUAAAUCGGUGUUAGGAAAUAAGCUUUAUAUUUAAAUAGUUCUAUCUUCUGGAUGUAAGAGUAAGGAGUAAGGACGCUUUAUACGAUCACCUCAACGCUUAAAUCUAUCGCUUUAGGGUGAUACAGAUUACAGAUUUUUAUAGAACUGCCACAAGAAAUCACGUGAGAUAGUCAAUAGAGGGGUUUCUAAGUCAAACGAUGACUUGUACAGUGCUUUAUUUCACGAUUCUGCCGUCUAGAUUUUUAGCAAUAAUAUACGGGCCAAGAUCCCAGUGCUGUCAGACAUUAUUUAUCUUCUGAAAGAUGUGGGAUAGAGUAGUGCCAGAAUGUACCCUUAAGAGGGCUCU
Molecule: messenger RNA, 5549 nt
Organism: Maniola jurtina (meadow brown)
Lineage: Eukaryota; Metazoa; Arthropoda; Insecta; Lepidoptera; Nymphalidae
Gene: shaker
Product: potassium voltage-gated channel protein Shaker
Exons: 11
Coding region: 450-2477 (675 amino acids)
Biological process (GO): protein homooligomerization; potassium ion transmembrane transport
Cellular component (GO): voltage-gated potassium channel complex; membrane
Molecular function (GO): protein binding; delayed rectifier potassium channel activity
Source: RefSeq, a predicted model, not a curated record